UUGCAGGUGACCUGUUGAAUGAAAUAAUAGAUAUUCUAAGAGGAUAUCAAAAUCAACGAUCCUUGAUGCCAACUGGACCUGCGCACUUAAAGGAAGAAGAGGCAAAGGGAAAACUUUGUUCUGAAGACGAAGAAGAUGCCGAGAGACAAACGGUUCAUAUUGAUGGACAUAACGAAAAACCUGAAGAUUUAUGCAUCGACAAGAAACAGAAGGAAGAUGAUGAAAAGGAUCGGAAACCUCCACAGGUGUAUGGAAUCAGAAAGGUUACAGCACAUGAGAAGAGAAAUUUCGGUAUCUCAAGGAAUCCUUUGUGGAAGAACAACAUUAUACCAUAUGAAAUUGAUACGAAAUCUUUUGGUCCAAGGUUAAGUAAGGCUGUCGAAAUCAUCCAGAAAACAGCUUAUAAUAUCUCUAAAACUACCUGCGUGAAAUGGAGACUCAAGACAAAUGAGGAUAAAUAUUUCAUCAAAUUUAUUGGAAAUGCAGAUGAUGAUGACGGAUGCUGGUCUUAUGUUGGAAAUCUGAACCAUGAAGGUGGACAAGAGCUACUACUUAGUGAGGGAUGUCUAGAUGAACACACCGUACUACAUGAAAUGCACCAUGCAAUGGGCGGACUUCACGAACAACAGAGGAACGGAAGACGAACUUUUGUGAAAAUCAACUGGGAAAACAUCGAAACUGAAAAUACAGAUCAGUUUGGCAUAGAUCAACAUACUAAAAAUAGAGAAGUCUAUGACUAUAAGUCAAUUUUACAAUAUCAACUGGCGGCCUUUACAAAGAAUGGUAAAAACACAAUGAAGAUUCCUGACAGGGAUCUGGAGUACCUUAUUACAAACCCGAAAUAUUUGUUUUCUUUCUAUGAUAUGGCGGAGGUUAACAAAGCGUAUAGAUGUCCUUCAGCCAGCUGUAGUUUAACAUGUGAGAAUGGCGGGUUCAGAAUGCAGGCUGUAGAGCAUCAGACCUGUCACUGCCAUUGUCCUUCCGGGUUAAAGGGCACAACCUGCAAAGUGUUGGACACUGACGAAGGUUGUGGAGAAACGAUAACACUUUUGAAUGGCGAAUCACGUGACAUUCAUUUGUCGUCAUACAACACUGGUAGAAUGUGUACAUGGCUUGUGAAGGCUGAAUCUGAUUCUCUAAUCAAAGCCAUUGUUACAAAUAUUGAUCUUCCCUUUAGCGUGAGAAAGGAAUGCUACCAUUGGCUGGAAAUCCGUGAUUACCUCAUUGGGGAUCCUGGAAAGGAACUGUGUGGGAAAUCUACAACUCCAAAAAUAUAUACUCAGGUGAAUAUAGGCGAGGCUUCACCAUUUAUGAUUCGAUUCAACAGCAAGAACAACCAUUAUCCAGGGACAGGUUUUACAAUAAGACUAGAAGCUUUCCAAUCAGGUUGUAUGAGUUUUCCGUGUAAGACAGGGUCAACAUGCACAGAGGGAGACGGUGGCGGAUCAUAUACCUGCACAUGCAAAAACGGUCUGUCGGGAGAAACCUGUGAUGAAUUUAAAGCACUGUCCGAGAAUUUCUGCAAUUUUGAAGAUGACUUUGGGACCUGCUUAUUUGACCAAGAUAAAGCAGGCAAUAUUCUGUGGAGCUUUAAUACGCGACUUUGUGAAAGUGAUGACGGACCAUGUUUAACACACGGCACUGAUUACCAAUUCCUAACCAUGACACCCUACUACGACGAUGUCCCAUAUACCACCAAUUCAAAAGCCAUAAUCAAAACAACUGCCAAGUUUGAAGCCAAUGACCGAUGUCUAUCGUUCGACUAUGCCAUUGGUGAAUUUUCGGCUGAUAAACCACCAGCAGAGAUAAACGUAUAUGUAGACGGAAAUGGAAAGAAAAUGUACAAGUUAUACAAUAUCAAAACAACGACAAAUUAUGAAUGGCGGAACGCAGCAGUAUCUAUUGAAUCCAUGGAGGAUCUCGUGAUUACAAUAGAGGGCGUUUUGGGAGAUCCUUUUCUUGGAAUAGAUAAUAUAUCCCUUCGUCCAGGAUUAUGUAGCAAAUGUAAUCCUAAUCCAUGCAAAAAUGGAGGGACCUGUGAAGAAUCGAAUUCAUACGCAGGGACCGGAACUGAAUACAGGUGUACUUGUCCCGAAGGGUUUUCCGGAGAGAUGUGUGAAAUUGAUGUGUGUAACAACAAUGAUUGCCAGAAUAGCGGAUCCUGUUUGGCGGACAAGAACAAUGUACGAGGAUAUAAAUGCAUCUGUUUUACAGGUUACAAAGGAGACAACUGCGAAGGUCGUUCCUGUAGUUUUGAAGUUGAGAAAGACUCAGCUUGCUUUUUGAGUACCGUUAAUGACAAUUGGUUUAGGAAAAUGGGAGCAACUUCAUCAAGUGGGACAGGGCCUUUAUAUGCGAAUGACGGAUAUUACUAUUUUUAUUUCGAAGCAUCUCGUCGUUCAGCGGGGGCGUCUUAUUACAUCUAUGAUAACAAUAUUGUAUUUGAGAACGAGACCUACUGCCUCAGCCUGGCCUAUCACAUGUAUGGAAGCGGCAUGGGGUCAUUAAAAAUCUUAACCUACAUUGAUAAAAAGGGCUUUAAGGAACAAUUUUCCCUCAGUGGAAAUCAAGGGGAUGAAUGGCAUAACAUUGAUGUCAAUCUGCCUCUUGAUAAAGAUACCUGGAUUGCUAUUGCGGCAAUUAGAGGAAGCUCGUACAGGAGUGAUAUCGCAAUUGAUGACGUCAUUCUCAUGCCAUCCCCUUGUUCACCAUGACUUCAAAAAAGAGAGAAAACGACUGAACAAUUCAUAUUUCAUUGAUGUGAUUAGAUAAUACUAAUACUGAUACUGUGAUUAGAUAUGUCCUUUUAAAUACUUUGUAAUGCAUCUCAUUAAUUUUGCUUUCAAAUAAAUGAAUAACCUCUAAGAUUUGCUAAUUACAUCAUGCAUUCAUCAUUAACUUACCGCUUUUUACAUGUAAAUAAAUUUUACAGUAUACCGUAUAAGUAGAUAUUUUAGCGAUAAGCAAGUUUAGCGAUAAGUACUUGAAAUGGCAUUUUAUCAUGAGCAAGAUAUUAUUAUAUCGAUUUUAAAAUGCUCAAUUAAAAAGUUAUUACAAGGAAAAUGCAAUUUUUUUUCAGCGAAAUUCAAUUUUAGUGAUUACAGCAUCCUCGCUUAUAAUGCCAAAAUUUAAUCCUUGCGAAAAGGUUAAGCUUACACGGUAUUCUAUCAAUCGACUUCUCAUAAUAACAGCAGUAAAAUUUAUUGAUGCUUGUAAUAUAUUCUGGGCUUAGGUCAAAUUGUUGGUUUGCUUAGAUAUCUUUUGACAUUAACGUUAAACAGACAUUCUUUUUUUUUAAAUUGAUAUAUUCAUAAUAAAAACUUUUUUAUAUAAGAAACAACAUCGCGACAAUUAUAGGUGUGUCAUAUUUUUACAGAAUGAUUAAAAACUCAUUUUUUCUUUUCAUUUUAUUUCAGCAUUUACUUGGAAUAAACAAUGUCAAUAUUGA
Saccostrea cuccullata (small rock oyster) is the source of this 3448-nucleotide messenger RNA. RefSeq lists its product as uncharacterized. Bases 66 to 2714 code for a protein of 882 amino acids. The record is from RefSeq and is a predicted model, not a curated record. Gene Ontology annotation, cellular component: membrane. Gene Ontology annotation, molecular function: zinc ion binding; metalloendopeptidase activity. NCBI's taxonomy places the organism in Eukaryota, Metazoa, Mollusca, Bivalvia, Ostreida, Ostreidae. The transcript is spliced from 23 exons. Gene Ontology annotation, biological process: proteolysis.